This is a messenger RNA of Notothenia coriiceps (black rockcod), 8915 nucleotides long. RefSeq names its product TSPO associated protein 1 (gene tspoap1). The transcript has 30 exons. The annotation marks the transcript as partial. NCBI's taxonomy places the organism in Eukaryota, Metazoa, Chordata, Actinopteri, Perciformes, Nototheniidae. The record is from RefSeq and is a predicted model, not a curated record. Gene Ontology annotation, molecular function: protein binding.
AAUGGUACUGACUAUGGGUUCUUGGUGCGUCAGAACUCUGAACUCCUGCGAGCCCUCGAUGAGCUGGAGAAGACUUGUACCACACUGAGGGAGGAGAAUGGCCUGCUGUGGAAGAGCAGUGCCCCAGAGACGGAGGAGAAGGUCAGGCGGCUGAGGAGGAAGAACACCGAGCUGUCUGUGCUCGCUAAGAGGCUGGAAGACAGAGCUCGCAAAUUGCAGGAAGCCAACCUCAGAGUGGUGAACUCCCCGUCGCUUAUGAGACCCGGGUCAGUGGAACAGUACAAGAGGGCGUUCGCCCGUCAGCGGGCCCGGGACCUGGCCCAGCACGCCGACGCUCUGCUGUCUAAAGACAAAGAAAUCGCCUCUCUGCAGGAGGAGUGCAGAGAGCUGGAGUCACGGCUGGGCAGCACCAAGGGCUCCCCUCUUCCAUCUGGCCGAGUGGAAUUCGAGAGGCUUCUCAGGGAGUCUCAGAGGGAGGUACUGCGGCUCCAGAGGCAGCUGUCCGUCACAUCAUCUGGGCAGCAGCACGACCACAGUCCCGACCUUGGCGGCCCGGCGAAGUGUGGGAGGAUCCAGGAAGAAGAGGAGGAGGAAGACAAGAAAGAAGAUGAGGAAGAUAAGGUUGUAGGAGAGACCCCAUGUGUGGUGUUAGAUGAAGCUCCAUCCAGGUGUGAGAAGACUCCCGGAGAGGAGGAGGAGUCGGGGCUGCGAGUAACGCCCCAAACGGGCCUUAGCCCGACCCCCUCCCAUCAGGAGGAGCACACAGAGGAGCAGCACCUACAGUUUCUGGAAAGUGAGCUGAGCAAGAAGAGAAAAGAAUGUGAAAACCUUGAGCAUGAAGUAAAGAAGCGACAGAAGAGAUGUCUGGAUUUGGAGAGCCAGCUUGAGGAUGAGCGAGGCAAAAAUGAGCGACUAAAGGAGGAGGCAGAUCUCCUCAGGAGGAAGGCACUGCUGCUCGACCAGACUCGGGCUGAGAAUGAGGAGCUGAGGGAAGAUCUCUCUGAAGUGACCGCUCAACACAAUUCAGUUCUCGAGGAGAACCAGAGACUCCGUGCCAAACUGGAGAACCUAGAGCAGGUCCUAAAGCAUAUGCGUGAGGUCGCCGAGCGAAGGCAGCAGCUGGAAUUGGAACAUGAUCAGGCACUGGCUAUCCUUAAGUUCAAACAGGAUGAAAUCAAACGGUUACAGCGGGCUCAGUUAUACGCCAAGAGGGAGCAUGAAGGAGUUGUUCAGAUGCUGGAGGAAUUGACGCAGCUUGUGUUGCAGAGGGAGCUGUCCAAGGUACGAGACCUGGAGGAUAAAUGUCGCAGCCAGAGCGAACAGUUCGGCCUGCUGUCCCAUGAGUUGGAGAAGUUUCGACUCCAGGCUUCGAAGGCGGACCUGGCCAGCGCUAGCCUCUUCAACAACGCCAGCCUCUCGGUUCUGACCAACGGGGUGGGCCUGACCUCGGAGCGAGACUGCACUGAUGGCUCAUGGGAUAUGGUGUCUCUGGGCGAGAUAGCCUUCUGGAGUCUCGAGGGAGGUGACACUCUCUCCUGCCCUGAGGAUGUGGCCGCUGCGCUGCGUCUCGGGUCCACCCCCCACGCUGCAGGGCUGUCCAGGGUGGAGCGCUCGCCCGUCACCAAGCAUCGAGAGCUGCCCACCAUCAGCGUCAGCAAGUCUUCCUCCAGCAAGUCAGAGCCCACGCACCUCACCCCCAAGUCUGACACGCACCUCAGCCCUCACAAAUCAAGCCCAACUCACGAGGUGGACACCGCCAGUGAAGUGGAGGAGCUGGAUAUUGACGUCGCCCCGGUUCCUUUCACAACCAGCAGAGCAGCGGCAAAACUUCAGGUCUUCAUUGCAAGAUACAGCUAUAAUCCAUAUGACGGCCCCAAUGACAACCCUGAGGUGGAGCUUCCACUCACUGCCGGAGAAUACAUCUACAUGUAUGGAGACAUGGAUGACGAUGGCUUCUAUGAAGGUGAGCUGAUGGACGGACGGAGAGGGCUGGUCCCCUCUAACUUUGUGGAACGCGUAUCGGACGAUGACAUCAUGAGCACUCACCACCCAGAGACGGGGGACAUGUCCCAUAACUCGCUGCUAGACAGCAGCCUGCACAGUGCCAGCCACCAGCAUCAUCUCCAGAUAGGCAGAACCGCGGCCCCAGCUGCCCCGGCUGCCGUGCCCCCCCCCUCAGCCCCCUCAGAUUCAGCAUUGGCCUUGGCUGUCCCAGCCCCCCUCACCAACGGCCUGGACCUGGACUUGGAGGAAGUGGGAGUGGACGUUGUGCCUUACCCACGUAAGCUUACCCUCAUCAAGCAGCUUGCCAAGAGCAUCAUCAUCGGCUGGGACCCUCCGCUGGUGCCGGCUGGCUGGGGCAAUGUGUGGAGUUACAAUGUGUUUGUGGACCAGGAGCUGCGGCUCAACGUGCCCUUCGGGGCCCAGACCAAAGCAGUGCUGGAGAGGCUGGACAUAAACCUCAAGGCCUACCGCGUGUCAGUGCAGAGCCUGACGGAGAAGGGCCCGUCGGACCAGAUGCGCUGCAGCAUGCUGGUCGGUCGGGACGUGUGUGUGGCGCCCACGCAGCUGCGUGUGGAGAGGAUCACCGCCACCUCUUCCUACCUGUCCUGGCUGCCCAGCAACAGUAACUAUGUGCACAUUGUGUCCUUGAACGAUGAGGAGUGUGAGCUGGUGAAGGCUGGCUGCUGCUCGCUGUGCCUCAAUAACCUCCUGCCCAGCAUGCAGUACAUGGUCAAGGUGGAGGCGCGGCCGCACCGCACGCCAUGGGAGUUACCUGUGGAGCGCCGGGAACACAGGAGCGCCACCAUCACCUUCACCACACUGAUGGCAGGUCCCCCUGAUGCUCCUCUGGAUGUCCAGCUGGAGCACGGCCCCUCCCCCGGCAUCGCCCUCAUCAGCUGGCUGCCUGUCACUAUAGAUGCUACCGGGACCUCCAACGGAGUCAGGGUCACUGGAUACACUAUAUAUGCUGACAAGAAGAAGGUGCUGGAGGUGUCUUCCCCCACAGCGGGCAGUGCGCUGCUGGGCCCGUCUCAGAUGCAGUCUCUGCUAGCAGCUCAGGAGCUCACUGUCCGCACCAUGUCCGUCCACGGGGAGUCCUGCGACUCUCUGCCAGUCAAUGUGCCCACCAAGCUGGCUGCCAUCAUGGCAGGACCGGCCCUCCCCGCCCCAGUUAUGCCACCUCAGCCCUGCACCCCUACAGGAGUCAAUAGCCUGUCCUCACCUCCGUCCUAUGGGAACUCUGCUGCCAAAGUCUCCAUGCUGCCAUCAGACUCAGACACCUCUGGCCUCGCAGGGGAGGCUGCUGCCAACCCUUCUUAUGCUCUCCACUCAGAACCUCUUCACUGGUCUGCUUCAUAUGUGAACGCCUGGGCCAACCCCUCCUCUGCUGCUGCCUUUGCUGCGUGUGAGGCCACAUUACCUGCAGCCUCCAACAUUAUUCCAGUGGUGAACGUGAUCUCCCCGACCUCCUCAGCCCCUAGACCACCUCCAGUAGCAGUAGCUGCCCCAGCCCCAGUGAUGGUAGCAGCAGCAGUGGCAGCAGUGUUGGAGCAGCGCAGAGACCCCGACAGCCCUGGGAUCAUCCGUCCUUUCCCAUCCAUCUCAGACUUCAUCGAGGACCCCAGUGUCAGUGCCAAGCUCGGGACCCCUGAGCGCAUCCCUACCCCGCCCAAAGCCCCAAUCACGGACCUCCUUAACCCUCAGGACAUUAACAUCCACCGACCCCCCAGCUCCUCACCGCUGGAGUCUGAUGCGGAGGAGGAUCAGGAGAACACCCGCAUGGUGUCCAUGGAGGAGUUCCUGAGACACGAUCCAGAGCCGACAUACAGCAGGAACCAGCAGAGUUACAGCAGAGGGCUUGUGGAGCCUCCCAGUGACUACCUCGCAGAAAAAAGCCAUUCAGAUCUGUCGGACAUCCUGGAGGAGGAGGAGGAGGAACUCUACUCGGACCACUUCGGAGACGCACAGGCCAGGGGCUACACUGUCAGGUCCAACAUGUCACGCAAUGUGCGGAAUCCAGACAGUGAGGAGGAGCUACCUGAGAGGAUUCUUAAGUUGCCCCCUGAGGUGCACCACGACCAGCAGUUCAUCGUCCCUGAGGAAGAUAGCAGUCAAGAGGAGCGUUUAGCCCGCCGUGGUCAUCCUCGGCACUGGCCCAGCCCCCACCAUGACCCCCAGCAUUACCCGCAUCACCACAACUUACCCCCUCACCAUCACCACUUCAACAGGGAUCCCAGAACCCUAACCAAAGAGCCUUUACUCCGGCACAGGCCUCGGACGCAGCACAUGGGUUACCCUGAAGAAGAAGACAUGAGUUUAUAUGAGGGUCCCAGCAGCAGGCGGGUCCGCUGUCCCCCCCAGGUUCCCCCCUACAGCAGAGACAGAUCGCUGCUCAAAGGCCUCGGGGACCGCCUCAGGAGGGAGGCCAUGAUCAGGAGUCAGAUGGCCGCCGCCAUGAACCCCGGACUCAUCCCGCCAAGAACUCACCCGGUCAGCCAGGUGAAACAGACUCUGAGGCCGCCCCUAGGUCACGAGGUGGAGAUCGACGUGGAUUACGGCACAGACGAGGAGGUGGGGAUGGAGCAGAUGUGUUCUGAGUGGUGGGUGGAGGGGGCUCCGAUGGAGCACGGCAGACCCGCUCACCGCAGAGGAAUGAAAGCUGACCCGCCGGAGCCCAGUCAGAUCCCUCCAGUUGAGGCGGGUCCAUCGUGGGGGGUACAGGGUGAGCCCCCUUGUAAACCAGCUUCCUCACAGGCCAGACAACUCAGAGGUGGUGUCGAUUCACCAAAAAUCAAAGCAGACGGUGGCGUCCGUAUCUUUGUGGCCCUCUUCCCUUAUGAUCCCGUCGUCAUGUCACCCAAUCCUGACGCUGCUGAGGAAGAGCUGCCCUUCUCUGAAGGACAGAUCAUCAAAGUUUUUGGAGAUAAAGACGCAGACGGGUUCUACCGAGGAGAGUGUGCGGGUCACCUGGGAUACGUGCCAUGUAACAUGGUGUCAGAGAUCCAGGUGGAGGACGAGGAGACCCGGCAGCAGCUCCUGCAGCAGGGCUUCCUGUCCACAGCCGCCUCCAUGGAGAAGAUAGUAGAGUCUGCGGUGCUCUUGGAGGAGAGCUUAGACUCCUCCAGCCAAGAUCCCUGCCAGACUGCAGCUCCACCUGCAGCUCCACCUGCCGCUCCACCUGCCGCUCCACCUGCCGCUCCACCUGCAGCUCCACCUGUGGGGGGCCCGGCCCCAGGAGCUCGCAGGAUGGUCGCCAUCUUUGAUUAUGAUCCACGAGAGAGCUCUCCCAACACUGACAUAGAGGCUGAGCUGACCUUCAGUGCAGGAGACAUCAUAAAUGUGUUCGGUGACAUGGACGAAGAUGGCUUCUUCUAUGGAGACUUGAAUGGACACAGAGGCUUGGUGCCCUCUAACUUCCUGCAGGCCGUACCAGAGGAAGCUCCUGCUCAGCCGGCACCAGACCAUAGGAAAGAACUACAGGACACCUGGACGUCUUCUACAGAGGAACAAGAUCCUGGGGCCUCAACCCUAGAAGAAGCUUUGCCCCCCCCAGCAGAACCUCCUCACCCUGACCCAGCAGAGCACACAGACCUGCCCCCCAAACUGGCCCCCACUUCAAGCCCAGCAUCAGACCCUUCUCCUGCUCCUGCUCCUCUUCCUGCUCCAUCAGUGGAGGCCUGCGGCUCCCCUCCGGCCCCCCUCCCUGCAGACAGCCCAUCAAAGACAGACUGCUCCCCACAAGGCAAGAAGAAAAAAAGCUUUUUCUCCAAAGGCAAGAAGCUGUUCAAAAAGCUGGGAUCCAGCAAGAAAGAAUGAGUCGGCACGUCUGACUCAUUCUUACCACUCGCGUCACAUUGAAAGCACUUUUUCUAUCUGUUAGUCUCAGUAUCUGACAGUUAUUCUACUUUGGCCUUAGAGCACUGCUAGCAGCUGUUAACUUUAGACUACAUUCAAUGUACCGCUUACAGCAUCACACGGGCAUGUCGAUGUGCAUGUCGAAGUGUGCGAAUAUAUCCUCUAAAUACUACCUAACUAUCUAAGCAUUUGCAAAUGUUCAACUCAAUAGGCUUUAACGAUCAAUAUCAAUUACUUAUUAGUCAAUGGACCGGUUUUAUUUAUAAAAAUCUGAUAGAGAACAAGAUAGAACAGCAGACACACAGCUAAUGAAAUAUUAAAGUUCAUUUUCUGGUGCCACUUUAUUUAUUUAAAAACAAACAGACGAAGCAGUCUAUCUUUGCACUAUCCAUCCUGAGUGGAUGAAUUCUAAAUGUCUUUCUGCGUGUCUCUCUCCUUGUUUCUUGUCUUUGAGAGUUUAUACUUUGUACAGAACAUGUUAUUUAUUUGUGUCAGACUCUUGCUUUAACCACAUUGCAGGAAGUGACAUCAGGACAGGAGGUUAGUCAUGAUCCAAGUGUAGUAUUAUAUUCUUUAGUAAUGGGCUUUGAGGCUAGCAGUCAUUGAAGGUAAAGAAUGUGAUGGGUUGCCCUUUGUGUGUGUGUGUGUGUAUGUGUGUGUGUGUGUGUGUGUGUGUGUGUGUGUGUGUGUGUGUGUGUGUGUGUGUGUGUGUGUGUGUAUAAACAGAUGCCUUUUCAGACAUUAACGUAGCAACAGUCAUAACUGGCCUAAUUGUCACAAUCUACGUGCAGUGUGCAGAAAUCAUGUAAUAUCUGUUGAUCGGUAGGCUGCUCUGUUAACUAAGUCAGCUGCAACUGAUGUUUAUCGUCAAACCAUCAUUGAAUAAUGAAAUAACCGUUGGUAUGUACAGCAUCACAGUUUCUUACAGCCAACAGUGUUGUAGCAUGAAAUGACUUGUUUUGUACGACGAACAAAAGCCAAACAAAUUCAGCUAACUGUAAAGUAGGAAAAGGAAAAGCUAAUUCUCAAAACUUAUCCUUAAAUCCAUCAAAUAAUUUGCUUAAUUUUCUCUUGAUCGACUAACCCAGGGGUUUUUAAAGUCUGAUUAUCAAAUAUAUGUAGUGGAGUAACAUACAAUAUGUGCAAUAAAAUGUAGUUGAAUAGAAGUAUAAAGUAGCUUUAGCCCUUAUUUGUUAAUAUUUGUGUUAAUCAACACAAUCCAAACCAUUUGAACACUUCCUGUUUGAAGUGUAGCCAUGAUAUACUGACAGUUAUCAGUGCAUAACUUUAAUACUGAAGAAUACUGAUGACACUCAGGCAAAUUCUAGAGUUUGAAAACCUCUGGACUGAUUGAUCAAUUGAGUAAUUGUUGCAGCUCUUACAGAAGACUAUUAAUGCUAGAAAUAAGAAAAAACUCAAAUUGAGGAGAAACCUAUUUUUUAUUUUGAGGAUGAAAAGAAUGUCUUUAAUUGAAAUACAUUUUGGGAAAUAAACAUUGAACUCUUAGAGAUAAAUCAAAAAUAAUUCUGUAGCGCAUACAUUGAACAUCUGACUUUAUUCUUGACAUAUCAACCGCAUUCUAAAAAACAUUUCCUCCCUUAAAGAUUUUAAAAAGGAGACCAUAACACUUAGGAUCCUAUUUAAAAUGAAAUGUUUUUAUUCAUAACACCUAGGCUUUCUGGCACGGCUCUACUGCGACACACUCAAUCACCUGUUUAUAAUUUUGCCUCCAAGUCUGAGUAUGAUUCACUUUUAGAGUGUGAAUAUUAGGUCAUACAGCGUACAUGGUUUCAUGCAGUGUAGCUGAAAUUCGUUUUUUUGUCUCUAAACAUUGACAUCAUUAAAUGAUAGACUGUUUGGUUGAAGCUAAAGGACACAAAGUUAGCCAUAUUGUGUUGUAUUCCAACACUUAUCAAGACAUUCUGCAUCUUUUAAUGGUUUGUGACACAAUUACUCACACUAAGAUUUAGUUUUGAGUGUGUGUUUGUGGGUGUGUGUGGAGCAGGCCUUAGGGUUGAGUUUGUGAGUCAGUUACAACACACUCUGAUUGGAUCUGUGUGACAUUAGCUGUUAGGCAACUUCUCAGGUUUUUACUUAUAGUUUUCUUACUAAUGCUGAGCCACCUGUUGACUCCAGCUGUCAUAAAACCGCAGAAAAUGCCAAAUCUUAGGUGCUUUGCCUGUUACCGUAGCUUCAAAGGAGCGAGUGACGGCAGCAUGGAGAUAAAGUGGAGUAUGUAGAAUCAGAUUGAAGAUUAGGGCCUAGUUUCACCAUUCAAAGUUGGAGGAAAAUAGUUUUUAUUUACUGUCGUGAAUGUUUUAAAUGUCUUUCUGUGUUAUAUAAAGGGAGCAUGACGAUGCCAAGACACUUAAGAUGUGAAAUAGCCGGGAUAGAGGCAAGACUGAGUCUGUACUGUAUUUAAAUUUGUUUUCUAAGAGUUGCCGAAAUGUACAGCGAAUAUUUGUACUGCUCUUGUAUUUGACGGCCUUUUAAUGCACAAGUAUUCCUCUACCUGCUGUGUAGUGAGUAGGCGCUAGCACCCAUGUAGGAAGAGUUUUAGCUCAGUCGAUCAUAUUUAGCCUUACAAGAAGACCUUGUUUAGUCUUUAAUCGGUUGUUUACAGGAUGUUUAUUGACUGCAUGCAUACCAAUGUCAUACCCAUGUUCGGCCUUAUUUAUGUUACGGUUAUAUUUAUGUUUCCUAGGCGGACUCGUCUACAAUGUUUGAGUUGUAGAUCGUCAAUGCAGUGGAGAAGAAAGUGUGUAUAUAAUGAACAGUUGUUGUGGUAUAUUUUCAUAAUGCGCGGGAAUCUUUUUUUUCGUCUUCCCUCGACUUGCAUCAUUGUUUGAAAAAGUGGAAGAUGUACCUUUUGAUAUAUAUGUAAUGUUUUUAUUACCCAUCUGUAAAUACUUUUGUUAAUAUGGUUUUUCAGAUUUCUUUUUUUGCAUGUCGAUGGAGGAACAGUAACUGAGGAUGUAGUGCACAGAGGACUUGAACAUGUGAUGGUUUGUUUCAAUAUGGAUCUUUUUACAGGAAUAAAGUAUGUAUAUUUUCAC